AUGACGCCAGACCUUUCUCUCGUGGAAGCGCAGCCAGCGCAUGCAAUUACCCCCUCUGUCAUCGACCUCCUAACUCAACUAUCCACUCCUCAGCCACCCAAAAACAACUCCACAGCGACCUCCAUUAUUCCAUCCAUCCUCAACCAACUAUCCAGCUUCUCCUCUGUCAACAAGAUAAUACCCAACAAUAGCUGUCCCUUCAUAUCACGUCUUUCCACCGACGUCCGCACACAAAUAUACUCCUACCUCCUCCUCAACCCCAUACUUUCCAAAGCAGAAUGCAUCAGUCCCGAAACCGAUUUCGGCAUGAACCAAAAAUACGAACUCGAACCUUCAAUUCUCAGAACAUGCAAAGAAGUCUACGGAGAAGCAUCUACCGUUCUCUACGGCCUCAAUACAUUUUAUCUCGUCGCCAUGAAAAGCACCCGCAUGUUCCGUUUCACGCUUGCAGAUUUUAUUAGCGGAAGCGCGCUUACGAGAUAUUGGAGAGAAAAUGCUGAUAUCUUCAAGGUUGCGCCCGAGUCUACUUUAUAUCUGUGUAAAGUACGUCAAUGGCGAGUCGAAGUAAGCUGGUACGGAUCUCCUGGCCAAAGCGCUAUAUCUCUUCCUGUAGUAUCCAUGAAAACACACGAGGAAUACAAGUUCACGAGAUCGUUGCCAAUAGAUCCGAGAACGGGUUUGCCGCCUGUUUCUGGACGAAGGAGAACUCGGAAUCAAUAUUUGCUGAGACUUGGAACGCAAGAGGCGACGAGCUCGACGAUGGAAAAUACUCUUUCGUUCUUGAGACCGCUGCUCGAAUAUAGUUUGGUGCCUUUUUGCCAUUUGGUUGCACUUUGUGAGGUACCGCCGCAUACUCUGGAGAUUAUUAUUAGAGCAAAGAAGGAGGGGGAAGCUCCCAUACGAUCCGAAUAUCUGGGUGUAGUACCUACGGAAGCUGAGAAAUUGAGACUAGUAAGACCAUUGGAGAUGUUACGAGGAGUGGGUAGCUUGGUGUUUACAUAUGGCGAGAAGAGUAGUGGGAAUGACGUACCGUCUGGCGAAAAUUCCACCGAAGACACUACACCAGCCAACGAAGACGCCAAUCCAAAUACAAGUCAAAACAAUACGCCACCCGAGAUCUCAACCUACCAACUCAUCCAACACUCAGGAAUUAUCCACCUGGCCACCUCCAAAGCACAAACCCUCGCAGUCGAAUCCCCCGCCAACAUAUACAACAACCUUCUUUCCUACGCCCAAGCCUUCGAACGCUACGAACUCUUCAAGCAACACAUGGCAACCAAUUGGCUCUUUCAAAAUGCCCACAGGGAAACCUCCAAUCCCUACAAAACCAAAACUCCAAACCCCAUCCAAGUCUCAAAUCCAUUUGGUCCUCAAGACACCUACAGAUCUCACCCCGUAAACCGCCAUCUUUCCAUCGCCGCAGCCGCAGUGAGAAGACACGAUAUCGUUGCCCUAAGAAAUAACCGCAAAGCCGUGAUUGAGUACCUCGAACCACAAUAUACACGUAUCCUCGCUCACGUCAAGAAAUUUCGAGAAUACACCGAGAAACAAAAUAAAAAGUUCGGGAUCUGGAAGGGAGUUUCGAUACUCGAGGAGAAAAUGCUCGAACGAGCGAGAGGCGACAGUGCGCUCAAUCGGUCAUCAAAGUCCCACCCCGAAAAAAGAACCAAGAGUAUCGAUUUCUCAGAAGCACUAGUGGUACUCGAAGAAUACGCCGAGUCUUUCACCCGCGAUAUUCCGCUCGAAACACGUCGUCAAAUUGCGCUCAUUCGUUAUGAAUAUUACGGUCAUUACGAAGUCAUGGAGCGCGAAGUGGCGAUUCGGAAACUGCAGGAAAUGGUAGUUGAGAUGCCGCAACCAUUUGAAGAAGCGGCCGUGGAAUUCAGGAAAUUGUAUGUGCUCGCUGCGAACGAUAUGCAGAGACAGUUUUUGGAGAUUAGGAGGGCGAGAAGACGGUUGAUUGAGGAUGAUAGUGUGAGGGGUAAGAGGGAAUUCCCGGUUGAUUUUUCAAUGGGGUUGGAGGAUGGGGAAAUUGAUUGGUGUGUGUGGGAUGAUGGACUUGUGGUUCCGGAGAGUAUUUUUAAGAAUAAGAGACAUCAGGCUAGUUGGUACUAG
Botrytis deweyae is the source of this 2115-nucleotide messenger RNA. RefSeq lists its product as uncharacterized. NCBI's taxonomy places the organism in Eukaryota, Fungi, Ascomycota, Leotiomycetes, Helotiales, Sclerotiniaceae. The transcript has a single exon. The coding region runs from base 1 to 2115 and encodes 704 amino acids. The record is from RefSeq and is a predicted model, not a curated record.